Zingiber officinale is the source of this 1475-nucleotide messenger RNA. RefSeq lists its product as uncharacterized. The record is from RefSeq and is a predicted model, not a curated record. Lineage: Eukaryota; Viridiplantae; Streptophyta; Magnoliopsida; Zingiberales; Zingiberaceae. The transcript has a single exon. The coding region runs from base 159 to 1343 and encodes 394 amino acids.
UGACGUUUCAGUUGCAUCCAGUUCUUCCUCCCGUUUCUUAAAUCGUUUCCUUUCUUCUGCGGCCUCAAAACUCCUCCUUUUCUUCCCUUAAACCCUAGCGCUGUUCACCGGAUCAUUCGAACCUAGGGAUUUCGAUGCGUUUAUGAUUUCUAUCGGCGAUGGACAAUUCGAUGUUGGGCGGUGGCUUGUUCCCUUCUUCGGUCGCUGGGAAUCUCGAUCUCGAUCCCUACGUGAACCACCACCUCCACUUUCAUCCUGGACUCGACUACGGCGGCCAGAUGUCUUCUCUCUUUGCCCCUUCGUCCGCCGGCGUGGCCACCAGCGACGACGAGGACCAUUUCCACGCCAGCGACGAAAACGGCCACGACCCUCGCUCUCUGCCCGACUCCCGAGGCAAAAAGGUAUCGCCUUGGCAUCGUAUGAAAUGGACUGAUGAAGUCGUGCGGCUGCUCAUCUCGGUGGUGGCGUGCGUCGGCGAUCACGAAGAUGGCGCCGUGGACUCGUUGGCGGCGAGGAAGAAGCACGGGGCCUCCUUCCAGAAGAAGGGCAAGUGGAAGACGGUUUCGAAGCUGAUGCUGGAGAAGGACUGCUAUGUCUCUCCCCAGCAGUGCGAGGACAAGUUCAAUGACCUCAACAAGAGAUACAAGAGGCUGAACGAGAUUCUUGGAUGGGGGACUUCCUGCCAGGUCGUGGAAAAUCUACCCCUGUUGGAUUCCAUGCCCCAUUUAUCUCCAAAAGCCAAGGAUGAUGCGAGGAAGAUCUUGAGCUCGAAGCACCUCUUUUACCAGGAGAUGUGCGCGUAUCACAAUGGGCAGAGGAUACCAAGUUGCCAUGAUGUUGAUUUGCAUGUCAGCCAAGUACCCAAAGUCACUUCUGUAAGGGAUGGUAGAGGUAACGUAGAAGAUGAGGGCGAAGAUGAGGACAAGGAGGAUGACAAUGACGAAGAAAGCGAAGAAAUGGGAAAGUGGGAGGUGGAGAAAUUCCGGCUUGAAAUUGAUGCAGUGCUUCAUGACACAACUAGAUCAUCAUGGGAGCAUAGAGAGUGGUUCAAGAGGCGUGCUUUGAUGCUCAAAGAAGGCAGAAUAGAGAUUGAGGCUGAAGCACUGGAACUAGAGAAGCAACACUUCAAGUGGCAGAGAUUUCGCAGCAAGAAGGACAGGGAGCUUAAAAGACUGAGUCUGGAGAAUGAGAGAUUGAAAUUGGAGAAUGAGCAUAUGAUAUUGCAGGUGAGGAUGGAGCUGGAGCUUGGCUCGGGGAGGCUUGGGGAACCUUUGAGUUCUUCUCAUCUUGUAGCAGAGAGGGAGAAAGUAAGAGACCCAAUGGAACUAGCUAUGCCACAUUAAAGGUACUGCUUCAGUAAUACCAUCUUGUUAGUGUUCGUUGCCUUGUUAAAUCUUCUGUGUUUUCUUCUCUUGUUAGGAAAUUACUUGGUAGUUGUUAUUUCUGUGUUUAUUAUAUUAUUGGUGCAACUUGUU